GCCGCAGUCGUGUUCGCGCCCGCGGUCGGGCAUCGACCGGCCCCUGAGAGUGGUGCGCGCAGCUCUGAACGCCGACCGGGCUUUUUUUUUUCCCACGCGCUGCCGUGAAACCUUCUUCCCCCUUGACAGCUCCACAUUCGUCUUUUCCUCUCGUAUUUCACUUGCAGUAGUUGUGGUCCGGUUCGGCUUGCUGCACCGAAGUUCGCGGCGCUCCACUUUAACGGUGUACGUGAAAAACUUCGCGUUCGCUUAUUAACAAAGUUUUGUAAGCUCUUGUUUCGUUCUCUCUGUGCCCUGCCAGUGGCUUCGUUUUACUGACUGCAACGACAAUUUCUCUGUGUCGUGAUGCCACUGACCUAGGGCUCAGUGAGCUGUUCAUUUUUGCCCGGUGUCGCCAAGCCACGGCGCUUGGUCGACUUGUUCACGUCUUCUCCGCGCUCCCGGAGGUCUCCGUGGCCCGAGUCGUCAUCGAGCGGCCGCGCCUGGCGUGCAUCUCGGAACGGGACACUUGAUCGAGCGGUUGCCCCUCGGCCGGGACCCGGCUCGAUGCGUUGACUCUGGCCAGCGCCGUGAUGCCAAACUUUGCCCCUUGGCUGUGCGCGUGGAACGUGUGCUCCUCCAGGACUAUAAGUGCGACUGAGGCACUGCAGCGAGCGUCAACGUAUCCGUUGCUCCACUUCAAAACCUAGCUUCCUGUCUUCAACCAGUGUACCUUCGAGAUCUGGCCGCAACCACCACGCCAUCUCUGGGCAGUGGCGGUUCAUCGUCGCAGCAUCAGGGCUGCAAAAUGCCGGACUCACCUCAGGACAUCAAACCUUUGAGCCCGACACAGUUGCCCAAGGUCUCCUCUAUGCAAGGCGUCAACGGAGCUCACUCGCCGCCUUGCAACGCGGGCAACCCGGUGCCCGUGUGCCCGAAUCCUGCGGCGGUGCGGUCGCUGUCACCGCCAUCAGACUCGAACCAUGGGUCCGGUUCCACGGGCGUCUCUUCGUCGACGGCCGCCUCCAACGUGUCCGGGGGCUCGGCCAACAUCGCUUCUGUCAGCGGCCUCGUGGAGGCCCCUUCCGGCGUCGUGCUCGGAGCACGGCAGCUAAGCAAAGUGAAAAGGUUCCUGACAACUCUGCAGCAAUUUGCGAGUGACGUUUCGCCAGACGUCGGAGAGCGGGUUCACGGCCUCAUUCUAGGACUUGUGAGUUCCACGAUAUCCAUCGAAGACUUCCACCACAGCAUUCAAGACAUCACGAAUUACCCGUUGCGCCCCUUCGUGGUUCCAUUCCUAAAGUCGCACCUGCCGCUGCUGCAGACGGAGCUGGUGCACUACGCGCGAGCCGCCAAGCAGAGCCCCGCGCAGUACCUGCGGCAGCACGAGCAGCUGGUGCUGGACCAGCCGGGCGGAGAGCCGUUCGAGAUCUUUCAGCCGGACGCCAAGGAAGGCGCCCCCCUCAAGAGGAGGACGCCCCCGGACGGUCGGCCGAAGGAGAACGGCCACGCGGCGUCAGCGGUCGCUGCAGCGGUGGUCCUAGAGGAAGGCGGCCCCCCGGCGGCCAAGCGCCACCAGCCACUCUCGGCGAGCCCCGGGACGGCGAGGCUCAGCCCCGGAGUUGGUGCGCACGCCGCCCACCCGCCGCCGGCCGCCUUCCGCUUUGAGGAAGCGUCGGCGCCGCUAUUCCGGGAUCGCUACGACCGCUACGAUCGCCUCGACAGGGACUUCUAUAGGCCUUGCUACGGAAUGCUGCACAGGGAUUACCCCGAGGACCGCGACAUGGAGGAUGAGUGGAAGAACAUCAACACUAUGCUGAACUGCAUACUGGGCAUGGUUGAGAAGACGAAGCGCGCCAUCGCCAUCCUGCAGCACCGCAGCCAAGCGGAGCGGCCCGAUUUCGCGGCUUCCGUCUGGACGGGCAGCCGGCGCCACCUGGACGUCGACUACGACCUCAAGAAACGGGACCUCAUGGCGCACUACAAGUCGGCCGCCGAGAUCGACAGGGUCUCCGAGGUCCGGCGUCGCGCAGAGGAGGCGGUGAACGAGGUCAAACGGCAGGCCGUGGCUGAGCUGCAGAAGGCCGUGUCGGCCGCUGAAUCCAAGGCCAGCGAGCUGGUGGCAGCUGAGCGCACCAAGAUGGAGCGGCUGCUGGGUGAGGCGCGACGCCAGGCGGCGGAGGAGGCGCUGGCCGCCGUCAACCACCAGGAGGACUCAACCGAGCAGAACUGCUGGAACUGCGGACGCAAGGCAAACGAGACAUGCAGCGGCUGCAAUGUGGCGCGCUACUGCGGUGCCUUCUGCCAGCACAAGGACUGGGAGAACCACCAUCGCGUGUGCGGCCAGCCGUCCUCGAGCCCCAGCAGCAGCGGCGGAGGCCCCGUCGGCAAGCGCAGUCCCACGCCGCCCCGCAGGCUAGAAGGCAAGGUGGACUCGCGCCAUUAACAGCGCGGAUGCCAUCAUCGCCAUCUCGAGCCCCGGCCGCCGACCACCGGGGGCGCCGCAGCGAGCGAGGUGCUCCCAAGAUAGUGCGCGUGCGUAAAUGCCCUCUGUGUACGGGUCGCUGCGAAAGGGCACGUUGGGGGCGUCCUCGGUGAGCGUACGCUUGCUCCUGGGCAGAACAGGGAUCAGACUGCGCUUGUUCAAGGCCCAAUAGUAAUUACGUUCUACGCAUCUACGGCUGCAGCGAGUUCUACAGCAGGAACGAACUUUGCUGCGCUCGCAGACUGGCCGCCCCUGCAGAAUGUUCGCCGAUUCUGUGUUUGAUUUAGAGGUAAAGGACGGCCCUGUUCUUGUUUGCAUCAUUGUAGGACGCAAGUCAUCAUUUUCUUCGCUUCGCCAGAGUGCUACGAACGCAAAAGCACCGCAGAGACUCUUGGUGCCUGGCGUCCGCGCAAACGUUGCGGAAAACGCAGUACACUACUGCACUACGUCUGCUGAAUCUCAUUUUCUUUUUACAUUUCUUUGUGGUCUUGUGUUCGCGAAGACCAAUGCUGUGUAUGCCGCAAAUGUUUGUUAUAUUGUGUCAAAAAGGUAUUCCUGUUUAUUUUGAGCCAAACUAGGACAUAUUAUUUUCCGUUAACUGUAACCAAGGUUAUGGCUGCUGUUAUGAAGGAAGUGGUAGCAGCGAGCGAUAAUAUCCGGUUGGAGCAGCCAUGGCGCACCUUGAUCUACCAACGCGUAGCUGACUAAAUCGCUUCGCCAUGCUGUUGCAAACUGUGGUGGCGUUGUACAGCAGUGAGAUUUCUGUAGUGCUGUCGUCGCAAAUGCAUCAAGCGUGCUCGCGCGCACACGCACACACACACGCCUAGCGUGCCCCCUUCCUGCGUUGUCACUUAGAACGCGACAAAAAGGGAGGAAGAAAGCUGCCACUGCGUUUUCUCUUGCUUUGCGUGUCACUGCACAUGUCAACCAUCGUGUGUCGUGAACUGUAAAGAAAGUGUGUCAAGUUUAGAAAGAAGAGCGUCCGUUGGAGCAAGGCCGCUCGCGGCGUGCCGGCGGUUCUCCCCUCAUUCCGACGAGGGUUCGUCCAUGCUUCGCGCCCCUUUCCCGCUCGCACCGCUGCUAUCUGUAAUCACACUUUUCGCCGCACUGUAGCGGCCAUGACCAGCGAAACUGCUGUAAGCAGUCAUACCAUGCUCUUGUUACAGGCGGCCUUGGUUCAUGUAUAUGCAAAGUAUACUGCAUUCACGAAUUUCGCCUACUCGCAGUGAUAGGCUAGCAAAGUGAAGCUGUCGAAGCCGUGAGAUCAUUUAUUGUGAACGCCUGAAAUGUCAGAAAGCAAGCGAAACUACGCUCACUGCUGUUAGCACGUUCUGAGGAAUCUACGUCAACGCCAAUGAAACAACGUGGAAGCUAGUCAAACCACAGCCAUGAUAGAAAUACUUUCAAGAAGAUUUAAGAGCAUCUUUUACUUCUUUACCUAUGUAGACACUACAAUCUGCCAGCGCCUUCAGAAUUUAUUGCAUUUUCGCCUUGGCAUCGUAUCCUCUUUUGCUACGCAUUUGUGAAUACAACUGCUUUUGAAUUCAUUUUUCGCUUUAGGAACACGUGAUCGCGUCACUCGUUUGUGCAUGAGAUAUUUUGGACGAUCUUUUCUGGGGCUAACGCUGCUGUGCAACGGAAAGCUGGAGUAGUAGUAUUUUUACAUAGCCGAUGUCUAGGCUGGAUAAAAACAUCACUUUUGUGAUGCAGUUCUCGUUCGUUUGCAGUUCCAUACAGACAUUCACCUCCAAUACAAAGACAAUUGGAAGGACCACUGCUAGUACUCUAGUACUAGUAGAAAGAGAAGACUCCACUGCCUAUUGGGACAGUUCCCUCCGCACCCACUAAAUGCACAAGUGCAGUUUACAAGUACGCCACUUCUUUCAAGCUUUAUUUAAGUUCAUCUAGUCCAAACAACCAUAAAUUUUGACACGUUGUUUGAUGGCAGACACGCUGCAACAUCGAACACGUUACCGUUGUUACAUUUCUAAGAGACAUUUUUUUUUCGCCCUUUCGGAAGUUUACUUGUAAUCAGGAGUACAUAUCGUGACGAAAUACUUUCGGCCAGGAAAUGACAAGGUUACGACUGAGGUCCGUUGGAAUUUUUUUCCGUCGACACUUUGUUCCGGUGUAUGUGUGUGUGUGUGUAUAUUCUAGUCGGUCUGGAGAUCCCUGGCACGUUAAUUAAAUUAUGGGGUUUUACGUGCCAAAACCACUCUCUGAUUAUGAGGCACGCCGUAGUGGAGGGCUCCGGAAAUUUCGACCACUUGGGGUUCUUUAACGUGCACCUAAAUCUGAGUACACGGGUGUUUUCGCAUUUCGCCCCCAUCGAAAUGCGGCCGCCGUGGCCAGGAUUCGAUCCCGCGACCUCGUGCUCAUUAGCCUAACGCCAUAGCCACUGAGCAACCACGGCGGGUUCCCUGGCACGUUGUCACAUAAGAUUGCUUUAUUGCCAUGUUUGAUCAACAUUGCAAGUUCCCUGCACCACCAGACGUGCAUUUUGCCAUAUGUGGAAAAUAAUAUUGUCAGCUUUCCUUCAAUUUGGAAAGCAAAAUGAGGCAGGCUGAUGGUGAAUUUCACUGCUCCCGAUUCCUGUAGCUGGAAGUGCGAUAAAGGCGCGUAGUGCUGUGAAAUUGUCUGCGCCAUUUUCCAAAAGAACGUUGCUGCUUUCCGGCAUUGCACUCUCUUCAGGAGGCAUUCAACGUCGGCAGCAAAGCGUGCUUUUGCGAUGGUUAUCCUGUGGCAUGCAGCCGAUGCCUAGGCCUUUAUAAAACGCCCUCUUCAAACCAAUCCAACUUGGAUAUUUAUCGGCCGGUAGAUAGCAACGCACCCUGAAUGAAAUUGGAAUCAGCCAGGGACAAAUGUCUCAUGAUAUAGCGCACAUGUGAGAUGCGUGUCCGGCAGGACACAUAUCUCAUUACGGGACGAAUGAUUGGACGCCUAUCGAAACGCUGGCUAGCUUGUCUGAGGCAAGUCACUCUGCCCCCUCGCCCAUUCCCCCUUAAACGAAUUUGGUAUAGAACACUCAAAACCAGUUAACCUGCCCUGCUUCCACCCGUUUAGUUUUAGCUAUGCGGGCACAGUGCUUGCCGGGUAAUGUGCAGGCUGACGCGAAACUACUUCACAGCUAACUUAAUGAUUUCCCCACAUGCACUAAUUGCAUGCAGUUGCUGUUUCAUUUGAUUCGAUGCGAUUAGAAAUGUUGGCAGCUAGUACUGUUGGUCUAUAUUGUAUCUAAACGUAGUGAGUACAAUUCAGAAUUAAUGAGGAGAAAAGAAUAGAAUACUACACGGAACGUGUGACACUCCCUCUCAUCGGGAUAUUUUGCAAAUCAAUUGGACGAAACAUAACAGCCGUUUAGAAACUAGCUCGGUGUGGCAAGUAAUACGGCGUCUCAUUCUCACCUUCGUUCCCCCUAACUGGCUGUUAUGUAGAUGAUGGGCUGUAUGAGGGAGGUUGACGAGUCAUUUGCGUUGAUCACAUUCGUGCGCUACGCAAUUAACGUACUCAAAAUUCUAAAAGCGAUCAGCGCUUAUGAGCAAUCGCCUGACAUAGCCAUAUACAAUAUCACAGAGAGCACCAAUAAUUUAGAUGCACGCGGUCGUUAACAGAAACACGCACAGCACGUUUCGGGGGCCAGCACAAAUUGUCUGUAAGAGACUAAUUACUGCAGUACAUUAGCUUCCGCCUACGGGAGCACCUUAAAGCCCCAUCCCCGCCGGCAUGGGUUAAGCACAGAUCUGAAGUACGCACAUCACCGGCUACGCGCUGCCUCCUGCACUGCUGCUGAGUGGAUUCUGAAGGGUCGACGGAUACUUCCAUGAUGGUCGCUGAAUGCGAUAUCCGCAGCAACGUUUUCUGAACGGCAAUACGUGCCUCAAAAAUUUUGCGUUGCAGGCACUAAAGCGCUCAGCACAGUCGCUUCAAGAAGGAGGCCAGCAGACAUUUAUUUCACCAUAAAAUGCUGAAUGGCAAACUACACGGAUAUAGAUAUAGUGAACUUGGUCCACCUAUUUCUCUUUAUGCCUUGCAUGCCGAUUGAAAAAAAAAAUUCGAUUAUAUUCUCAGGUAUAGGUGCAAGGUCUGUGGUGCAUAGGACAUGCGAUUGGUUAUGAGAUUAUGAGUGUUGCCGCUCGCGCGCGGCGCAGCGCUGAACAGUGUAUUCUUUUCUUUUUAUUCUUUGUCUCUUUUAUGUAGUUGCUUCGAUUUGAUAGGUCCUGCAUCGUCAGGUAAUGCUGAGACGCCGCUGUGUGCCGUCGGCGGUGUGCAAUUGUGUGUCGGGCGUUUCUCUGGCAGGAUUAAUGAGCGCGAUGCCUGGCGGUACGUUAAAUAGCUGUUCUCAAAGUUGUUUGUAAAGAAGAAAAAAAAUGUGUUGAAUGUUUGGGUAUUAUACCACAUUCAAGCCCGUUCCGCGGGGACCGCAACUUGUGUACAGCAGUUUAUGCUCCGGUGAUAGCAGCCGCCAUGUUUAACGCAAGCCGUGAAACUGUGCUGCUCGGUGCCAGAUGCCGGAGGUCUAGCAGCUGUAGCGCGUUGCGAUACAGAAGCACCCCCCGGAAGAUUUCACGGUGCCCCUGCACACUUGACAGCACUAGACAGAGCCCUGUGGCCGUUUUAAACGAGGCCUACGCCGCCAAGCGUGCCAGCCAACGCCUCGAGGACGCCCCGGCGUCUGCUGAGUGCCGAGGAGAAGACUUCUUUGUCAGCGAAGACGUACUUUCGGCGUUGGUGGCUCGUUUCGACUUUGCUCGAGACUUUAGCUUUUAAGCCUGCAGUUGUGGACCGCGGAUGACGGGUGCGUGUGAAUGGUGUAACAGCGUACGAGUGUGCGUGUGCCUGCGUGCCUGCUUGUUCCUUCUCCUUGUCAAUCCAGAAAAAGUGCACUCUCGCGCGCAUGAGAAAAGUUGCCGCGCCCGCGGGCAGCGCUUGAGGUCGUGAGGUCGCGUGUCGGCGCGAGAUGCCUAAUAUAUAGAUACACAUAUACAUAGACAUACGAAACUCGCGUCGGCACCUCGCGAUGCUCACUCUUUUUAUCCCGUAUAGUUGUUGACGUGUGCCCUAGAUGUUGUUCUCUUUAUUUUUGUUUGUGAGUCCGAAAGAGAGAGAGAGAGAGAUAAUUUUUGAUGGCAGAAAGGUGGAGAUGGUCGGCCUGAGUGAAGUGCCUCUAGCGUGAUACUCCACGCUGAGGAAAGGACUUGGGAGAACAAGGGGAAGUCAGAGAGUCUCAUUGCGCGUAUGAUGUGAAGUCGAGGUAUGGCAGCUGCAACACUAUGUACCCACCCUCGUUGUAAAAAAUAACGACGCUGUUUUAGCUAUUCUCGGCGUCCUCUUUCUUUCGAUCCGUGGCUAUAGUUUCUGCGAAGAAAAAAAUGUAGAUUACAUCCUUUUUAUCUCUCUUCGACACACCUAUGUUUCUCAAUACAUGGCAGACGUGCCAUUCAUAUACAGCGUCGUGAACAGUGGUUUUGAUUCGAAAGAAACGGGCUCUACUCCGUGCUGGCUGAGGACACACAGGCUAGUCGACAUACCGUAACGCAGCUCAAGAGACUCGACACGCAUGCGAGUCGGCCGCCUUUGUAGCGUUGGCAAGCAACACGCGGGAGGGGCAGGAACGACUAUAUGAAACCGAUUACGUCUUUCUCGAGGCACUUCCCGUUGAAAAUUGUCCACGGAUGCGCAACGCCUGCAGAGCGGGCACAUUAAUUUUCGCUUCAAUCUGUGGACCGCGCUUUUAUUACUUCUCCUUUUUUCCUCGUCUUUUUUUCUUCUUCUAAGUAGACCUCAUACAUUAAAGUAAUAGAAUGACUAAAUAAAAGAAAGACAACGCUAAUUAAGCUGCACUUCUUCACCAACGCCCUCUCCAUCCACGCUUCUUCUUCCACUUGCGCACACUUUUCCGCCUUUGAUUACGCUGUCCGGUGCGUGUUCCAUUCGGACGUGUCGCUUGCUGGCGCUGUGACGGCCAUUGCAGUUUCUACGUUUCCGCCUCGACAACGCUUACACACAGUCGCACGUAGGUCUAAAGCUGAAACCAGAUUAGAAGGCAUCGCGUGACGGUAAUGAGAGGGCCUCGAGUUGUCAAGCUGUCGUGCGUUCGCUGAAGCGCCCUGUUACUUCUCACUUGCCGCGCAUGUACUUUAGUCAAGUGAAAUGUUCGUUUUAGUGGCGUGGCUUUCGUUUUCUAGUCGCUUUAUAGGCAUUGUUUUUGGCAUAGACAUCGUACGCGACCUGCUCAAAGAAUCCGAUGAGCCUUUUCAUUUUUUUCCCUCGUCAGUCACCGAUAUGCUCACCUCGAAAGCAAAUAAGUUGCUCGACUGUUCCAGCCACAGCAGUGCACGUGUCUGCCUUUGUUUCGCGUAAGCGCGUAUGUUACCCCACUGCUCUCAAAUCAUGCCUUCAUUGGCGUCGUUGCGGUGGAAUUGUUUUACUUAUAUGCGGACAUGGGUGUACAAUGGCCCGGUGGAGCCACUGAAUCUCGACGUCAGGUGAGCCCAAAGCGUGUCAUCGCGGGCGUCUAACACCAGUGUUGGAAACGAUGCCCAAAACUCGCUAAGCCGGUGAUUCCUUCUUUUUCCUAGUCACCUGCCCGCAAAGUCGCUCGGCUGCCGUACGCGUGAGUGAAAGUGGCCAAGUGCACGCCGAUAUCUAGUCACGUCUGGUCGCAUCGGAAUCAAAACCGCUAGGACAACCCACAGCACGGCUCACGAAUGCUCUUACUCGGGCAUCACACAAUGGGCGUUUUUCGAAGGCGCGCACGAAAUGUGAACGCACCCAGAGAGCGCGCACUAAACUUGCUGCGGCUCAAGUUUCCGCACGGCAUAACCAAGAAGGAGGCGUGUGUCCGUCGCCGAAGCUCGUCGUAUGUUUGAGGACACAACGACACAUGUCAGCAAGCUUGUGCUGUCAAAAAUGUGCCGAAAUACCGCGCUAGCAUUCCCUGUUUGGAUAAAAUGUCGCCGUAAUGCAAAAAAUGUAUCUGCUUCUCUGCACGCGAACCUUGUGACUUGACCAGUGAGAUUUCGCGAUGACACGGCCCUCUGAACUAACGGGGGCUGCCUGGUCUCUCCACUACCACGUGCCGUCAAAGAUGGAAUGCCGCUUGAAAUUAGAAUCAGAGUCGUUCUUAAGAUGAUCUUACAGAUCAAAUUUAUUCGAACGUUGGUCACUCGGCCCAAAUAGCUACCUCAUUUGCAGGGCCUCUCACCCAGCGGCAUCGCAGAAGCUUCUCGAAUGCGUUAUGGCGUAGGCUAGAAAAAAAAAUACGGCUAGUAAUUCCCUGCGCGGCGCAUGUGUCGAUGCAAGCACCAAGUCUCGAUGUAACAAAAACAGACACAUCACUGCCGCACGAAUCUCUCUCUAGUUUUGCGGUUUCAUCCUGAAAGCACACUGAAUUUUAACUUGAGUUUCCAAAACACUGCUAGGAUUUUAUGGUCAAUGUGACGACCCGAGCGUGGCGGGGCUUGUUUGGUAUUGAGUGACCACUUUCCAGUUCAGUCACCUGGCCCAUGCAUUUUCUCUCAGCUGCCUGGCUCGCUUUUUAUAGUGUAAAAAUUGUGUCGCUGAUGAUAAUUGUACGCCUAGUAUGUGUGUAAUGCGUUGAUGAUUGCUUUGUUUUACCUUGUGUCGUCGGUGUGUUGUCCUGCUCGGGAGACGCAUUCGACAGUGUUUCUCCCGAGGUAACCCUUGUAGCGAAAAAAAAAGCACGGAGAACAGCCUUCCGAGUGUCUCGUGGCGUAUUUGCCCAAGUACCUCAUGGUGAACUGAAAGAGCGUUCUCCGAGUCCGUGAAUCACAGUGCCACAGUUUCGAGUCUCUUGAGUGCCACACCCCGUGGCCUCUGUAGAACGCACCUGUACAUUUCGUUUUGUCUCCCUCGCGCCGUCUACCUCGAGCCUAUCUCUUGGUGCUGUACUGAUGUGUCCUUUGCUGAAACGUCUGAUUUUCUUUUUUUGUGUGUGUGUUUCUCCUCUUUGCUUCCUUUUUUUUCUUCACCAGUUGCUUUGUAAUUCUGCGCAUUCAUUCACUUGUUUGAUUGAGAUCAUCCACGUGUAAACUUUCCACAUGCACGAUACAAACAAAGAAGUCUGUACGACAUCGAGUCACCUAUCCCCACCAGGCGUCUCUCCUGUGACGCCGGCCAUGCGCUAUGAAUGUAUGUAAAAUACAGCAUACGUAAAAAAUCACCAUUGUCGCGGUGGCGCCAAAAGCUUCAGAGACGGUAUCUGACGUUGUGUUGAAGCCGUGUACAUGUGACAACUCUAAUUUAAAUCAAUAAACGCUUCUAUUGUGCCCUGG
Messenger RNA from Dermacentor andersoni, 10758 nucleotides. RefSeq names its product CBFA2/RUNX1 partner transcriptional co-repressor nervy (gene nvy). Gene Ontology annotation, molecular function: transcription corepressor activity. Gene Ontology annotation, cellular component: nucleus. Gene Ontology annotation, biological process: negative regulation of DNA-templated transcription; DNA-templated transcription. The record is from RefSeq and is a predicted model, not a curated record. NCBI's taxonomy places the organism in Eukaryota, Metazoa, Arthropoda, Arachnida, Ixodida, Ixodidae.